This is a messenger RNA of Dibothriocephalus latus, 195 nucleotides long. The record is from the annotation of a GenBank genome assembly. Lineage: Eukaryota; Metazoa; Platyhelminthes; Cestoda; Diphyllobothriidea; Diphyllobothriidae.
CUGAACCGUUGUUACCACGGCCGUGUUGAUGGUGGUGGCGAUGAUGAUGAUGACGACGACGAUGAUGAUGAUGAUGAUGAUGAUGAUGAUGAUGAUGAUGAUGAUGAUGAUGCUGAGGAUGAUGAUGGUGAGGAUGAUGAUGAUGAUGGUGUUCGACCCAUAAACACUCCCCGCAUGUAUACACAGUGCCAGUAA